UGAACCCGUGAAACCUAAUUGAAGAGCCACCAGCACGUGUCUGUGAGAGGCAGGCAUGACAUGAGAGAGCACUGGCCUCGCCACUUUAAAACAGAAGCCGACAGAGUAAGGCGCCCACCAAGGGCUUGACCUGAAAACUCCAGGGUGUUCCACAAAUAUUAACAACAACUUUUGUCACAGAGUCUGUCACCUCGGAGCCUGGAGGAGGACGUCACAGCUCUCUGCAAGGACCCUGCCAGGCAGGUGGGAACUAGAGACCGACCGAGCAGCUUCCCUGAGCCCACGCUCUGGCUUCCCUUGUGACCAUCCGCCAGCCUCCACUUGCCCAGAACUAUCUUCAGUGACUCUCCCCAGGUCACAGCAACCUAUUUACAGACAUCUAGAAUUCCCAGGCACUUUUAGGACAAGCGACUCGGGAUGUUUCCAAGUGGGCAGCAAAGUCUUCUCUAAGAGAAGCCGUUCCUCCCGAUCUAUUUAUGCCCGUGUAAACACUCGCCAAGGAAACAAGGCAUGUGGGCAUGCGCCAGCCCUGCAGGCCCUCAAGUUGCUGCAAAAGGCAACUGGAAAGUCACAUGUCAUAACAGUGGAAAGUACAUAUGCAACUAUUCUUAGCCCUGGAAUGUAUACACUGUCUCCCUGCCCAGCAGGUCUUUCACAAAGCUCUAGAAAACUAUGAAAGUGCCUUCAGCAUAAACAAAUCCAGAACUCCCCCAGGGCAAAUCAUUCGCCAGCUGAAGAAACGGCCUGGGUUGAUGGUUUCACUCGGAGCUAGAGGUGGGAACUCCCAGGGGGCUGAGCCGGGCCGAGCAUCGGAGGACAUCGCUGCAGCAAAACAAGAUUCUCUGAAGGUGCUGUUUGCCUGUUACCUUUGAGAGUAAUCAUAACCAAAAAGAGAAGGGUCCGCUGUGAGGUCUGGGGUAUCCGUGGCCUCCCUUUACAACCUUCUCUAAGUGAUAUUCUUGGUGGCACCCACAAGCAUCUUCGUGAAUGGGCAUAGAUGUCCUAAGUCUUGGAGCCACCCCAGCCAAACGCUCCAGCACGUGCUCCCUCUUGGGACCUCUCCCGCUCUUGGUAGGAUGGACCAGGAUUCACCAGAUGGGCUGCUCUUCAAAGACCACGAUUUCUCCUCCGACUUGUUGAGACAGCUCAACGUCUUAAGACAAAACAGGAUCCUGACUGAUGUGAGCAUCUGUGCUGGGGCCUGGGAGGUCCCCUGCCACUGCAACGUGCUGGCCUCUAGCAGCCCCUACUUCAGGGCCAUGUUCUGCAACAACUUCCGAGAGAGCCGAGAGGCCAAAGUGCAACUGAAAGGCAUCGACUCGACGACUCUGGACCGGAUGGUCCUGUAUGUGUACACGGGGGAGGUGCACAUCACAGCAGAAAACGUUCUGCCCUUGAUGGAGGCGGCCUCCAUGCUGCAGUACCCCAAGCUGUUUGAGGCCUGCUCCUCCUACCUCCAGGGCCAGCUGACCCCCAGCAACUGCCUGGGCAUGAUCAGACUCUCGGAAAUCUUAAGUUGUGAGACCCUCAAGAAGAAAGCCAGGGAGGUGGCCCUGACCUAUUUCCCAGAGGUGGCCGCAUCGGCUGACCUGAAGGAGCUCUGUGCCUUGGAGCUGCGAGACUACCUCGGAGAUGAUGGGCUGUGUGGGGAGGAGGAAAAGGUGUUUGAGGCCCUUAUGGUUUGGAUCAAGCAUGACCUCCAGGCCCGUAAACGAUACAUGCAGGAGCUGUUCAAGCAGGUCAGGCUUCAGUACAUCCACCCGGCCUUCUUCCACCACUUCAUCGCCAACGACGCCCUCCUUCAGUCCUCGCCCUCAUGCCAGACCAUCCUGGAGAUAGCCAAGAGGCAGAUGUUUUCUUUGUACAGCACCAGCAGUGCCCCAGACCUCCAACCUCCGUGGCACGUCCCCCCAAGAAACUCUUACCAAGAUUUCCUCAUCCUCUUGGGUGGAAGGAAGGACAACCAGCAGACCACCAGGGACGUUCUGCUAUACAACCCACAGACUGACCAAUGGCAGAGCCUCGCCAAACUCCCAACCCGGCUGUACAAGGCCUCAGCAGUCACCUUGCACUGCAGCACCGUCUAUGUGCUGGGAGGCAUGGCUGUUGGCGUAGGGAAGAGCGUGCUCAGUCGCAACGUCUACAUCUUCUCCCUGAAAUUCAAUCAUUGGAGGCUGGGGCAGCCCAUGCUGGCGGCCCGCUACUCCCACAGGAGCACUGCCCAUAAGAACUUCAUCUUCUCCAUCGGGGGCAUUGGAGAAGGUCAGGAGGUCAUGAGCUCCAUGGAGAGAUAUGACAGCAUCAGCAACAUCUGGGAGAGUAUGGCCAGCAUGCCAGUGGGGGUUCUCCACCCUGCAGUCGCUGUGAAAGACCAAAGACUCUACCUUUUUGGGGGAGAGGACAUCAUGCAGAACCCUGUGCGUCUUAUCCAGGUUUAUCACAUUUCCAGAAACACGUGGUUCAAGAUGGAGACGAGAAUGAUCAAGAACGUGUGCGCCCCCGCCGUGCUGCUCGGGGAGCGGAUUGUCAUCGUGGGAGGUUACACAAGGAGGAUUCUUGCUUACGACCCUCAGUCCAACAAAUUUGUCAAGUGUGCAGACAUGAGAGACCGGAGGAUGCACCAUGGGGCCACAGUGAUGGGGAACAAGCUGUAUGUGACGGGCGGGCGGCGGCUGACCACGGACUGCAACAUCGAGGACUCGGCCUCCUUUGACUGCUACGACCCCCAGACGGACACCUGGACGUCCCAGGGACAGCUGCCUCACAAACUCUUUGACCAUGCCUGCCUCACCCUCCAGUGCAUACCCUAUACUUCCCCCUUUCCAUGAGGUCGACGAGAAACUGUCUGUCUUAGUCAAGAUGCUCUUGUGGCAAGAGACAGAACCCAACUCCAAAAAGCUUAACCCUAAAAGGGUGCAGGGAUUGCUCACAGGACUGAAAAGGCCUGGAACCAGGCAUAUUGUUGGCA
This is a messenger RNA of Equus quagga, 2968 nucleotides long. It is a transcript of the gene KLHL38, whose product is annotated as kelch like family member 38. Gene Ontology annotation, molecular function: protein binding. The record is from RefSeq and is a predicted model, not a curated record. The transcript is spliced from 4 exons. Lineage: Eukaryota; Metazoa; Chordata; Mammalia; Perissodactyla; Equidae. The coding region runs from base 1077 to 2828 and encodes 583 amino acids.